Molecule: messenger RNA, 11883 nt
Organism: Contarinia nasturtii (swede midge)
Lineage: Eukaryota; Metazoa; Arthropoda; Insecta; Diptera; Cecidomyiidae
Gene: nonC
Product: serine/threonine-protein kinase Smg1
Exons: 15
Coding region: 135-10844 (3569 amino acids)
Biological process (GO): TOR signaling; phosphorylation; negative regulation of macroautophagy
Cellular component (GO): TORC2 complex; TORC1 complex; nucleus
Molecular function (GO): protein binding; protein serine/threonine kinase activity
Source: RefSeq, a predicted model, not a curated record
AAUCAACACACAUUUUGAACUGAUUGAAGUUUUGUCUUUUAAAACUAAAUUCCGAAUAAACACCACAAAAGUAUCAACAAUUGGACAGCGAAUUUGUCGGAGAGUUUUCGAUAAAUUGUGAUCAACGUGAAGCUAUGGAAGAUGACGAUGAUAAUGAGAGUAUUAUUUCGGUAAAUAGAAUGAGCGACACAAAUGUUGUUGGCAACAGAGUGGCGAUUUUGAAGAGUUCCAGAUCGGAUUCGGGCUCAUCAUCACGCCGUGAUCGUCGUCGGAAUCGAAGCAGAGACCGAGAUGGGAACAAUAGGCGCGUUGUGGUAUUAUCAAAUACAAACAGUGGUUCGUCACGGAAUCGUGGUAAAGGUGGCAGCAGUUCUACAUUAUUGGCGCCACAAUGGUCUAACAACGAUAUGCGUUACAGUUCAUCCGAACUUCUUGACAUAACCUCACUUUCGGAAGCGUAUAACGGCGAUGUAUUAAAUACCAAUAAAAUCACCAAUCUAUUGGCCAAUUUACCCGAAGAUAUGCGCAUAUCAAAGCUAUUACGUCAAUUGAGUACGGAAAAGGAUGCAGUUGAAGCGCGUAAAAUUUGCAUGAAAUUGAAUAUUGUUAUAAUGGACGGAACGAAUGCGAAUUACAUUCGUCGAUCGUUUGAUAUUCUUGCCGAUCACAUUCUGCGUACAUUCAAAGAUGGUCCAAUUGAUGCAAUGAACGAUGUGGCUGCCGUGUUCGGUAAAAUGGGAUGGAUUGUUCGAUCGGAUUUUUCGAUUUACCGACAAUGGAUUCAAAAGAUGCAUAAAAACGAACGCAUUCGUGAAUAUGCUUUAAAAGCACUACAAGAAACACUCGAAAUGGACUCAAUGGCACAUGACAUUCGCAUGGACAAUUGCAAUCGGAUCAUUGAAAUGCUUAAAGAAUAUUUGGAUGGAAGCGAUCAGGCCGCACACUUUGUUGCCGUUACAAAUGUAAUUCAACAAUUUGCACAAAAUUAUCCGAAAGCAUUUCAACCACAUUUUGCCGAUAUUGUUGAUUUUGUCAUCGGAUGGCAUUUGGAAACCGAUCAAGUGUUGUCGAUUAAGCAACAUUGUGCAUACAUUUUACAACAAUUUAAACCGUUUUGGUUGAACGAUGUUGCUUUCACACGAAAUUUGCUCAAUCAAUUUUUGGAAGAUAUAAUCAGUUAUCGAGAUGAAAUUCAAAGUCACAUCGAAUCAACAGUGGGUGGCAGUUCAAGUAGUACACCAACACCGGAAAUUUGCUUUGGUUCCAUUGUCGGCGCAACAAAUUCAAUUUUAAAAUGUAUUUACGAUACUCCGACCGUUCUUUGCAAUCACAUUGGCAUUGAUUUGUUGUCCGAUAUUUUUCGAAGUGUUUUGGAAAUGAUUCAGGCAUUUGAAUGUACACCGCAAAAGCAUUAUACGCUCGAUCAACGUGACGUGAUUUAUAUGUAUGUGAAUGAAUUAAUCGUAAUCGCAUUGGAUUGCCGAAAAAUUGGCAUUGAAGGUACCGAGGAAAUGCUACUCGAAACCGUUGAAUUACAAUUGAGAAAUUUAAGCCCGGCCAGUGCAUCUGAUCAGAAAAUUGUCAUUAUUUUAUUUGUUAUUUACAAAUUGGUGGCCGAAUUAAAAUCAGAAGUUCCGAUCACAUUCAUUCAAACGAUUUUCUCCACCGAACCCACCUGUGUCAUUCAUCAAAUGAAAUUCUCGAGAAAUAAUCAAAUUGUGAAAUCAAUUGUGAAAAUUUAUCAAGCCGUGUUAAAUUUGAAAGUCGUUGAAAUACUACAAGAACUCUAUGGACAAAUUAUUGACGAUCUUAUGGUAGCCGUUGAUAUACUUCAGCCGCGGGAUGCAGAGAGAAUGGAAUGUGCCGUUUAUACAAAAGAGCAGGCCGAAUGUAUUCUGAACUUUUAUCUUCGUACCAUCUCGACACUGGCCACAGCAUCGUCAUCGAUUAUUGUUAUGUGGGUGCUAGAGCCAAAUAUUUUGGAAUUACUUAGCGAACGCCUACAAUCAGCCGAAUUUGAAGUGUUUUGGUCGCAUUAUCCCGAAACGCACUUUGCCAUAAUUAGCCUGUUGACCUCACAUUGCCGUAAUAAUAACAAUUUUAUUGCAUCCAGCACAUUGUUGAACGAGGAGCUCACGAAAAUCACCGACGUUUUUAGCAAAUUAAACAUGGACGAUAAUGCCAGUAACAGUAGCUUCAGUGAAUUUGUACCGGGUGCUUCUUCGUUUAAUAUGCCUGUACAAAAGACCGCCAAUACCGAAUCAUCUCCAACUGCCGGCCAUUUUGAGUUAAUUUUAAAAUAUUUGUGUAAAAUUCUAAAACAACGAUCGCUACCCGAACAUACCGUUGCCAUUUUGCUGGAUUGGUGUGAAAAUAUAUUCAAACAAACCACCAACUAUGCGAUCAUUUUGAAAAAUAACGUUGAAUUCUUACAAAUUUUCGAAUCAAUUGGUCGAUAUUCAAGUGAAUUUCAGGCAAUGAAAAAAAUUCAAAUGAAAGCGGCCGAAUGUUUUGAUGCAUUGCUCACGUAUGAUGUACUGCAUUCGGAUGUACUGGAAAGCAUUGCGGAAAUUUGCUGUGUUAAAAUGUGCGUCAGUGAUGCGAUUAUACGAAAAAAGUAUGCGGAUUUGUUUGCAAAAUUGCCAUUAAACGUCUCACUAAAGCAAGUAAAUCAAUUUACUGGCUUGGCAAAGGCACAGCAUCGUCAAAUAAACAACAUUCAACAUUGGUAUUUGAGAACGCAACAACGUGGGGUUGAAAUGCGUGCAAGGUUCGUAGUUGAUUUUACACGCGCCAUAAAAAUCCGUGAAACUGACAUAAAUCAAGCCGAACCAAAUCAAUACGAAAUUAUUGAGAAAAUCUUGAAGAAUAUUUUUAUUCAUUCGCAGAAUUCAUGUGUUGGCAUACAUUCAAAGUCGAAACUCAAUGAAAUCGCUGAAUUUUGUAAGGUGGCGAUGGCCGAUGUUCGUGUACUCAUUUCAUGGGCACAAUGGGAGACCGCACAAUCGUGUGUAAACAAUAAAUUACGUACAUUCUUGGGAAAACCACAAGAAACAUUCCUCAAAAUCGAAUCGAUUAUUAAAGAAAAUGCUCGAAUUUUAUCGCUAAAAGAUAAACUCAAAGUUCCAAAUGUUGAUACGAUUUUGGCUAAUCAACGUCAUGCACGUAUUUUACUUGGCUUUAUGGAAGCAUUGGAAAAAUAUAUUUAUAAUGCGUCCGAAGGAACCGUUUGUUUGCCACCAGCUGAGAAACCAGCACGAACAUUUUUCCAUGUUAACGCUACCACGUGCAAUGAAUGGUUUAAUCGAAUAAGAACCGCUGUCGAUCUAGUGGCCCUGCACUGCAUGGAACCAGAAAUGGUAAUUCGAUAUACGGAAAGUGUGUUGAAAAAUUUGGCGUCAAAUGGUAAAAUCAACGAACCAUUAUUUGAACACACGCUGAUGUCGCAUACAUGGGCUUUACUACGUAAUAAAGAAGGCGAUGCACUCGAAGGACUGUUCGUAUGGACGAAAUCGAUAACAAAAAAGAAACUCAUGUGGAUUAAAAUGGCAGCAGAACAAGCAAAUGGUCAUUUGGAAACGGCGACCGCUGGAUACAAAAAUAUUCUGGCCAAUUUAGAUGAGCCAAAGCAUGAUGCUCAUUUUCGUGAAUUUAUAUUCGAUCAGCUUACGUUGUGCUUGUUAAAUUCCCAAGAAUGGCACGAAUUGUAUGAGGUCCUUCGAACUGAAGAAGGUCGUAAUACACCGCGGGCAACCAUUCCAUUGCUGUCGAUUAAUUCGAAUCAAAUUGAAAAUUUUAUCGAAUAUCAAAAAUCAAACGAUGCGGCCAUUCUUGAGAUGAGCGACUGGGAAGUGCUGAACAAUGAUUCGAAUGGCAUUGCAAAUGAUUUUUCAUAUCAUCGCCUGAUUUCGUUGACGGAAAAUACAAUCAGCAACAUGAGCAUUGAAUCACAAAACAAGCAUAUUUACAACACAGAACUUGAGAGAUCUUGUUUUGAGAUUGUUCAAAGUGGCCUGCAAGAGUGUCUUCGCACCAAAUCACGUGAACACCUCAACAAUUUGGUGGUGAUGAAUCAUAUUUGUCAUAAAGUGGCCAAUCGAAAUCGCACCGGAGAACGAGAAAAUACACACAGUUUGUGCGUUGAUAAAUCAUUUGGUUCGACGGUUUUAACAAAGCUUUUGAAUUGGUCCGAGUAUUUUGAUAAUGUUACCGAAAUUGGUGAGCAAAUUAAUCUCGAUUUACGUUUGGAUGUUUGUUCGAUGACGAGAAAAGAGGGAAAUUUAACACAUUGCCGCAAACAACUCGAAAUAUUCUUUGAGAAAAUCAAUUUUGGUCCGCAAAUCGGAUGCGUUGAAUCGAAACUGGAUGUAAUUUGUGAACGAUUAAUUAACAGUGUCGACGAACCACAAUGGGACAUGAAUAUUUGGAAUCAAAAUACGGUGCGCAGUGUGUACGAAAUGGCCAAGUGGCUAUAUAGCUACCCCGAUAAAAAGGAAACGGCUAUUCAAUUUGCCGCUGCCAAUUCGAUAACGAUUCGUAAUAGUUUGGAGUGCAUUAAAGGUACAGAGGAGGAACCAUUGAUUCAACAACGAAUUGCACGAAGUUUCUUAAACCUGGCCGAAUGGCUGCAAUCGGAAAAUGAUCAAUUUUUAAUGGAAUCGGCGAAUAAACCAAUUGGAAAAUUGAUCAACUCAAUGGACGAUCACAUCUUUCUUCGGCUGCGAAAUGCCAAUUUGAAUUAUGAAGGUGAAGAGGUGUCGUCGAUUCUAUCACCAAUCGAUGUUGCUGUCGGAAAGCUUCUCAGCCAAAGUAUACAACAAUGCCCGAAUUUGAGCAAAUCCUAUGGUGCAUAUGCUGGAUGGUGUUACCGAUGGGGCCGAAAGAUUGUUGAACUUCGCACCGAAAAGAAUGAAAAAGCCGGUUUACGGCCGUCGGAUUUGUGUAGCAUAAAAGAUUUAAUACCAAAUGCAAGCUCCGGCGAUAUUGAUCUCAUAUCGAACGUACUUGAUUCACACAAAGUCAGCGCCGAAGAUGAAGAAUUGGUGGUAUCAAAUUCAGAUGACAUCUCAUCCACCGAAUUAAUCGAGUCUCAACUACGACAAAUUGGCAUUUUAAGCGAUUGUUCUACAGAAACGCUUCAGAAAAUCAUCGAAAUUUGGCGAUUGGCUAAUCGAAAUAUAUAUAGUUUUUAUGAAAUGGCAGCCGAAGCAUACUUUAAAUAUCUUCAAUUGGCCACUCAAAUGCAAGAUGAUGGCUUGGUGAAUGUAACAAAUAUCGCCGACGAUGGAAAAUCCAAUGAAAAUUGCUCGGUUGUAACGGCAACCCUACGAAUUCUACGUUUGAUUGUAAAACAUGCAUUGGGUUUGCAAGAGGUUUUGGAACAUGGACUGGAAACAACACCCACAUCACCAUGGAAGAUCAUCAUUCCGCAACUUUUUUCGCGUUUAAAUCAUCACGAACCAUACGUGCGGAAGCGAGUGUCCGAGCUAUUGUGUCGUGUUGCCCGUGAUUCACCACAUUUAAUCAUAUUCCCAGCGGUGGUUGGUGCUGCUCAAGAACAACGUGUCAAUUUCACCGAUUUAUCCACAUUCUCAGCGAAUGGUGAUCGUACACAAACACCAAAUUCAGCAUUAACUACGUGUUUCAAUUCACUUUUGGACACUUUGUCCAAACAAGCAUCCGAACAAGUGCAACAGGUUCAGCUAAUGGUGCGUGAAUUGAAGCGAAUCACCUUGUUGUGGGAAGAGUUGUGGUUGUCAUCGUUAUCACAAGUGUAUUCUGAAUGCGCAAAACGUAUGGCAAUUCUUGAAAAUGACUUGACAAAACUAACAACCGAAGAAACUAAUUCGAAACAAGUGGACGACAAUAAACGAACUGUACUUGCCGAAAAAUACCGUGUAAUCAUACGGCCAAUUUUAUUUGUAAUGGAGCGUUUGAAUGAAGCAACAUCGGUGAAGGCCGAAACAGCCAAUGAAUUGGCAUUCCAAGAACGAUUUUCACCCGCAAUUCAAGAAACAAUCACUUCACUAAAAGAACCAUUGCAGUUUACCAGCUCAUCGCCCGACGGAUGGUCCAAAUUUAAACAAUUGUACACGGUGCUGCAACAACGUUCACAAAAACGUUCAACGUGUCAAUUCAAAAUGGCCGAUAUUAGUCCAGUUUUGGCGCAAAUGAAGAAUACAGUCAUUUCAAUGCCCGGAAUUGAAAAUCAUCAAAAUCGCAGCCGAAGUGAUGGCGACAAUCGAUGGAUUUAUAUUCGAUCCGUUGACAAUUUCGUACAAAUUCUUCCGACCAAGACCAAACCGAAAAAGUUGGCAUUUUAUGGUAGCGACGGCCGCAAACACACCUAUCUCUUCAAAGGAUUGGAAGAUUUACAUUUAGAUGAACGUAUUAUGCAAUUUUUGUCAAUUGCCAAUUCAAUGAUGUCAAAAACACGUACAACCAUUGGACAAACAACGAAAUAUCGAGCAAAACAUUAUUCCGUUACGCCUCUCGGUGCUCAUUCUGGUCUUAUAUCGUGGGUCGAUGGCAUGACACCAAUAUUUGCAUUGUAUAAGAAAUGGCAACAACGCCAAGCAACAAGUCCAAAGAAAGAGAAGAGCCCAUCAACAACAGCGAAUGCAAUGACCACAUCGAAGAAUACACCACCGCAAGCAAUUCCACGACCAUCCGAAUUGUAUUUCCAAAAACUAACACCUCUGUUGAAUAAGCACAAUAUUAAGGCAACGCAAAGUAGUCGCAAAGAAUGGCCUUUACAAGUGCUGAAAGAAGUCCUUGCAGAACUCACUGCUGAAACGCCACGAGACUUACUUUCAAAAGAAUUAUGGUGCUACAGUACAAAUGCAGCAGAAUGGCGUCAAGUUAUUCGAAAUUAUGCUCAAUCGUUGGCUGUGAUGAGUGUCAUUGGUUACGUUAUUGGAUUAGGUGAUAGACAUUUGGAUAAUAUUCUAGUUGACUUGAUGACUGGCGAAAUUUUGCACAUUGACUAUAAUGUGUGCUUUGAAAAGGGAAAGACAUUGCGUGUUCCUGAGAAAGUUCCGUUUCGUAUGACACCCAAUUUACAAGAAGCACUUGGUGUAACCGGCAUUGAGGGUACGUUUCGGCUGGCAUGCGAACAUGUUUUGAAAACAUUGAAAAAAGGACGUGAAACAUUAUUAACACUAUUGGAGGCAUUUGUUUAUGAUCCGUUGGUUGACUGGGCCGUUGCAGAGGAUACAAUUGGCGGCGCAGGUGGUGGCGAUGGUACAAAUGACACACCAUCGACUCGAAAUCGUCAAAUAACCGAAAGGGAUCGUCAUAACACCAAUAUUGCAACAUUUGGUGCCACCGAAAUGGCUUUUGGCAUUGAAACAGCACGCAAACAAAUGCAGGACGAAUUCAACCGAGAUACACUCAUCAUUCAAUUCACCGAACUCAAACCAGACUGGAUACAAAAUAGAGAUGGUUUCUUCAAUCAAUUAAAGCAAGUGCAGGCAUAUUUGUUGAGUUUGCAACAGCAGCGAUUGCGUCUGCAGUCAUUGGAGGAGAAUCGUUUGUUGCUCGCAAAACAAGCGGCAAUGGUAUCGGAAGCUGGUGCGCUUGACUCAGCAUUGGGCAGUCAUCCGUUAAGCACACUAGCACAUCGCUACAGUGGUUACAAGCAGAAAAAAGACGAAUGUGAUAAGUGUCGACGAGCAUUAUUAGAUCGAAUGUCAAUGUGUAACAAACAAAUGAUGGAUUAUCAUAAUUGUUUGUACUUAAUUGAAACAAACAAAGUAGCCGAAAAACUGGGCGAUUUAAAUAAAUUGACGGCUGCGCUAAAGGUCAUUCAUCCAAAUCAUGCAUUUGAUUUGGUUAAAGAUUUUCUCGACAAUUCGGCACAAAACGUUAUCUAUUUGCAAAGUUGUCAACUCAGUUCGGGUCUAGAUGUGUUGGUGAAAAAACAAAUUGCCACCAUUCAACAAACGCUAGAGACAUUAGUCGAAUAUGGUGCGAUAACAAGGUAUCAUCCGCCAAAGGUGCACCAAACACAUCGCAUUACAAAGUAUGGUGAAUGGUGCAAAUAUCUAGCCGAACAUCAAUCAGUUCAGGAUUGUCAUAACAUUGCCAAACAAUUUCAAAUGACAAUUGGAAAGAAUAUCAUCAAUAAAGAGGCCAUAACACAGGUGAUUGAUUUCUCGAGUACGUUGCAAACAACGCUACGAGACGGAGAGUUUAAAUUACAAAAGUUACUCGAGCGCUUGAAUGUCGAAAGAGACAAUGCGGUAAUGGAUGGCAAUUCAAGCGCAAACAUCAUGCAAUACACAAAUCUAUUUGAAGAUGCUCGUAAUUCGAUUCGAAUGUUCUUCCAAGAUCAAAAUACUUUAUCACCUGUCACCAGUGGAAGUAGAGUCAUCGCUGCUGCUGCCGCUGAAAAGAAAUACAAUGUGCUCGCCUUGCAUUGUGUAACAAUAACCAUAUUAUGCGAUUUAAAUAAGCGACUUUUGAUGAUGGAAAAUGCAGCCGCCAAUUCGGCUGGCAUGAAUAAUAUGGUCGCGUUAACAUUUAAUGGAAAUUGGGUGCUAGACGAAUUGUACGCGCAUUCGGCAAUCAUGUGUGAAAUGUCAUCAAUCAUUGAAAAAGCUCAUCGGGAUCAUGGCACAAAAACCUUGACCGAACCAUUCUUUUGUGCAACAAAAUGCUUGUGUGAAAUUCAAAACAUUCACGAAAUUCUGCGCGAGUUCAAUGAACAAAUUUCGUUGAACAUUUUAAAUGAUGCAUUGUAUUGUAUUAUCAGCGAAAAAGAAAGCAUUUUUAGCAUUAUUUCAGCAUUCGAUAUUCUACAACGGAAUAUCGAAUCGAUUUCAGACCUAACUACUAACUUAUAUGUAGCAUUGAGACAUGGUUCGAAUGCUGAAGUGACAACACGUCAAGCAUCGGCCGAUGUGGCGAUUUUGCGACAGAAUUUUAACGCGAUUAAAAUGCAAAUCGAACAAAAUGCCCCAAAUGAAUUCGGUUCAAAACUAUUUCUACGAAUUAAUGGAUUAUUUGAUAAACUUGACGAUGAGUACGACCGCUUAAUCGAUUGCCUGCAAGACCUUAAUUUGGUGGGUGAUCAACUUAAAAUCGACCAAAUGAAAAAUGCCACCCAGUUAGCGUCGUGCGUUCUUAAUGGCGAAAGUCGUGCAAUAUUGAAGGAAAUUUUCUUUGUGAAAAAAAUCGAAGCGAUUGCUCAUUUCUUUGCGAAUAUUCUAGCAAUCAGUGUUGCAUUCAGAGCGUCCGGAGAAAAACCAUUGCGCGAGGAUAGCUACAAGGAUAGUGUAUUGUGUCUUCCGUUGCGGAACUAUUUGACCGAUUUUGUGUGGCGUAAAAUGUUCGGUCUUCAAUCAUACUGUGUGACAGUGAUAUUGUGCGAUUUAUUGCAUGGCAUCGGUGUCGAUGUGGACAGUGAAAUAAAUAUGGUUGAUGUGGGAGCCCAGAACAUUGUUUCCAUGGAAGAACUAUGCAAUAAAUCGAUUGAGAAAUAUGUUCGAAACGAAAAAAUCCCAAAGAUGAUUGUAACACAAGCGACAACACUUUGUUGGAAUUUGGAUGGGGCAUUUCGUAAACUGUGCACAAUACAAAACAUCCAAAAUCAUAUAAAUUGUCAACAGAAUACAUUGAUACGAACACAGUUGAUAUUGACGGCACAUUUUUGGAUGUUCGAAGAACUGCUGACCAAACAAACUGGCUUCUCAAUAGUGCCGACACGAAAUCGUGCAACCAUAAUGUUACAAUUGGACGAAACCACAAAAACUUUGAUCGCUUUACAAUCGACUGUACAACGGCAAAAGGAUGAAUUGGGUGUAUUGACGACAGCAAUAAAUCAACGAUUGAAAUGGGCGGCCGGAGCAAAUCCACAACUAGUGAAUUUGAUGAAUGAUUUUGCUAGCACAGUAACAAAUCGACAUGAAAAUAUUGAACGCGUCGGUUUGUUAGCAACAGCAGCUCUGAACGAAAGUUCAGCCAUUUUACAAUAUGAAAAAUUGCGUGUAUCAACCACAGAGGCAUUGGAUGAAGAUCAAAAGUUUUUGAAUUUGAUAUCGCAAUGGGAGAAAUGUUGUACAAUUGCACAGACUUGCGUAAAUGUUGUAACACCCGUCGAAGUAGCACUGAUUGAAUUACUCGACCCAGAAGGGCCUAUCGAUCGAAUGUGGUUGAACAAUGUGGCCGGACUUAUUGAUGAAAUGAUAAAUCAAGUGCAACAAGAUAUCAGCAAAAUUGAACGGGAAAUUGUCGACUCACAAGACGAACUACAGUCGUGUGCAUAUCGCUUGCGUGCAUUGAUGGCAACUCAUAAUCGUGUCGGAACGAAAAUUUUAACAUUGGUCAAUGCGAUUUAUCGCAUUGUCGACGAAGACAAGAAAUUAAUAUUGAGCGAAUAUGUUGAGCGGCACGGUUUAAUGAAAGAAACCAUAACCGAAUUGCAAGGACACAGUUUGAGCAAAGAUUUUACUGAAGAAUUGGUGAAUGUUACACUCAAUCAAACCGCUGAAUUAUUGAACACACUCAAAGAUAUUUUCAAUAAUUUGAUUAAUGUUGGCAAUCUACUGAACGAAAAUGACAAAACAAUCACAUCACCAGUCAUUGCACAGGUUCAACAACAGGAUUGUAUGCUGAGUCGACCAAGCAGCCCAUCAAAGUCGAAGGCACAGAAAGGAAUGGAGCAAAAACGAAAUGCAUAUGCUGUAUCGGUAUGGCGACGUAUUCGUAUGAAAUUGGAGGGUCGUGAUCCGGAUCCGACACGACGUUAUUCAACUGCCGAACAAGUUGAUUGGAUGAUACGAGAAGCAAUGGACGCCAACAAUUUGGCCGUUCUCUAUGAAGGAUGGACGCCUUGGGUUUAAAAACAAUCUCUUAUUAUGGUGUACAUGCAACCUUUGUGAACUACAAUCAAAUCAGAAGAAAAGAAAAACAAAAUUGAAAUUCGAUUUGGAAUUUUAAUGGACACAUUUCUUUUGAUAUAACUGUAACGACUGUUUGUGACGUUGUCAUCGAAGCGCAUUUCGCAUCUUCACCACAGUUAACAUCAAUCUAAAACAAACAAAUAGUUUAAGUAAAAGCUAUUCAACAAUCCAAGAUCCAUUGUCACAUACAACAACAACACAAAUACACAUUGUCGAAAUGGUGGUAGAUGGAAAUAAUCGCGUUGGCAACAAGCAAACCCAAUAUAGAUAGCGAUCGGGUCGAGCUAUGGCUCAAUAUUUUGUGAUGCAAUUUAUUUAUGCAUCAAAUUGCAUUUGUGUAUCCGUAUCAAGAGCAAAGACAACACACAUUGCAAAAACAAACAAAUUAUAUAAACUAACCUAAAUUGAACUCAUUUUUUCAAAAUUAAUUCAUUUCGCAUUUUAAAGAAAUUAUUAACAUUUUAUAUUUGAUUUCGCAAUAAAUUCGCCGAUAAAAGAUCUGAAUAGAGAGUUAAGAAAAGUUUUGUUGCGACACAAGUUAACUGUUUAAAAGAACAAUGCAAACUACGCUCAAUUUCAGUAUCUUCGAAUGAAUUUGUGAAUCGAAUUAUUUUUAAAAAGAAAAUUCAUUAAAUUUCAUGAAAAUCACUCCUUACAUAUGUUUUGGCAUUUCAGAAAAAAGAAUCGAUUUUCUCCUAAUUAUAUCAUUCUAUUUAAUUGAUAACAAUUCAUUUUUGUUUUAUUUCCUUUUGUUGGACGCAAAGUUAUUACUAAAAAUACACAUCUUAAUCGAAUUUAAAAUCAUUCAUUGAAAAAUCUUUUUUUUUAUAUUUUGGGUAUUCUUUUGACCAUUCGAUUCAUAUUCUCACAUCCUUCAUUUCAUUUUGCUUGGAUUUUAAGUUACGCUGACAAAAAAACACACACACAUAUAUGACAUAACAUAAAUGUUCAAUAAAGAUUAAAUUGGAUAUCAUGCAUA